UAUAAUUGUUACCAUUUUAUUAAAUACAUAUUAUAGCAUAUCCUUACUAUAUAAAUUUCGUAUUUGCCAACAAAAACAGAAAGUCAUCUUCAUUAUUGGAACCAGAAAAUCGCAGCAGUUUUCGAUAGCCAUGUUUUUGUACGCCACACACCGUCUAGUGGAUAUAUUUCCCGUGGAAUAGUUGGCGGAUGGCCCCAUUUGGUGGGGUUGAGAGGCGUAGUGAAGCAUGGAGGGAGGAGUGGGAGAGUGUGGCAGUAACAACAAGGUGGUGGGUGUGCCACAGCUGACAACAGUCGGCUCUGCUCGGCCACAGUCGGUCUCCCUCGUCAAGAUCGUCACCACCACCACCCAUAACCACCUCAAUGACGUCAUCACUCGACCCUUAGAUGACGUCAUCGUCGGGCCUCUCCGUGACGUCAUUGCCACCCCUAGUGACGUCAUGGGUGCCUCUCGUGGUGACGUCACGCUGCAUGGCGGUGACGUCACGUUGUCGCACGACGCUGCUGUCGUCGCUACAGAAAGCUGCUCUACCACUGCUAACAGUCAAGUGACACCAUCUACCACCACCACCUUACUGGGAGAUGGCAAAGCAACAACCAUAACCACCUUUCAAUUAGAACCCGACUGGCGUGAGGCAGCGAGGGAACCAGUUCUCAUAGUCAGAUGCAAGAAAACUAUUGCAGAAUUAGUAAAGAGCAAGUUUGGGUCAGGUUCACGUGGAAAAUGUAUACAACUUGGGAAGCAGUGGUAUACACCCACCGAGUUUGAGGCUCACUGUGGAAGAUCAGCUAGUAAGGACUGGAAGAGAAGCAUUAGAUUCCAGGGUCAAAGUUUACUGACCCUAAUAGAAGAUGGUUUUCUGCAGGUUCAUGCUACAUCCUGUUCCUGCGGUGCUUGUCUUGAUGAUGAUGCAGCUGCUGGUUCAGUUCGUUUGCAUCGUCCAUACAAGCGGAAAAGAAGGGACAGAUUUUUUUUGGAUACUGAAAAAGCCCUUAAGCAUGGCGUAUCAGAGGACCAUACUUCUGCUACACCUACAGUGACUCUGCCAGUGUCGGGUCUUGGAGAAUUGACUGUUGUACCUGGUAUAGUGUUAGGUAGUGGGACUCCAUCAUCUGCAGGAGGCUUGACUACUGUGCCUCAGGCUACUUCCUCUAUUUCCAAUUCUGCAAGCAGCCCAUCUCCUGUAAAUCUUGCCAGUCUACCACUGGACAAGGCUUGGGAACGCAUGAAUGAGGUUCUGGCUGGUCUGGAGCAGAGUGUAUCAGGAGCACGAGUACUUUUAGAGGAAUUGAGAGAAAGAACCCAGCAAGAGGCUCUUGAGUUACGGCAGAAACUCUUGCAAGAGAAGGACGAAGCAGUGUCACAAGCAAAGUUUGAAGCUCAGCUCUCUAACAUGGCCAAGUCAUCAGAGGGGUUUCUUGUGCAAGUAAGAGAAGAUGACGGCAGCCAGUCCUUACAACCCAUAAUGUUAGAUUCUCUGAUCUCCAGCGUGCCUGACCUCAAUCCUGCUCCUCCUAUCAAUGGUGUCCGGAAAAAAUGUGUUAAUUGCAAUCGUGAGAGCGAGUCAGAAUGUUCAGGCUGUCAUAACCGAGCCUACUGUAGUGACUUCUGCCAAAGACGAGACUGGGCCAAUCAUCAGAGUGAGUGUGGCAGAUCAAGUCCCACCCCAGAAGAUCCACUAAGUACUGUUACUCAGGCUCCAGGCUACAUUUUUAUGCUUUCAGAUUAAGCAUUGUAUUAAUUGAUCAACAUAUAUUUUAAUUAAUUUUUUAAAUUAAUUUUUAUUUUGUAUAUACGUAAUUAUGUUUCAUUACUGAAGAGAUUAAUUUUAUUGUUUAAUUUAAUUUUCUGCUAACAUUAGUAAUAAUGGCUAAAACUGAGUCACUCUGCAUUAAUGACAAAUAUUUACAGUUCCUAAGCUCAUUAACUUAGGUACUAUGGUUUAAUUUUUAAGUUAGCUAUUAGAGUUUAAUUUUUAACUUAGAUGCCAUUGAUGAUCAAGAGGGUGUCUCAGAAUUUUUUUUAAUAAAGAUGCUGGUUUCAUUGUUCUUUUGCUGUUCACACAUCCAUUCUUGGACAUAAGGAUAACUCAUUUUGGUUAAUAGCCGAGGCCACAUCAUUUCUUAGUCAAGUGUAACAUAGGAUACAUGACAAUAAAUUUAAACAGAUGAAUCAAUUUUUUUUAUAUAAACUAUUAAGGUGUACCUUUGGCCAUCUGUUGAUCAAAGCUUUAUAUUGAGGGCAAUUUUCUCUGUUUAUAAAUCAACCUUUUUAACUUUUAUGCAUAUGUUAAUUGUGUAAUGAAAUUUGACUGCAGAAAGUGCUGUUUCUUACCUACAGCCAUUUUUAUGUAUGAGUAAUGAGGUUCAUCCUCUUCCUGUAGUCUUCAUUCUGCUCUCCCUGCAUUCAUCCAUCUCAUAAGGUAUCCAUGUAUGGGGCAUUGUUUCUUGCAGGUAACUUUGUCCCAUUAGUGCAUCAUGAUUUACUCUAUGUUGAGAUAUGGCCAGGAGUUCAUCUGUGGAAGAAACCAAAUAAUGUACACCAUCUGUCCAGGAACAACAUUAGUUAUGGAAGUUACUCCUAAAGUUAGUCACUGGCCCUGGUUAAGGGUACAGUAGUAGAUUUUCUAUAUAAAGUUAACCUCGUGUACUGUAUAUCCACACAGAAUAUGCAAUUAGCAUAUAAAGAGAAUUAACAUUAUAGCUAUUAUUGAGGAAACUUGCACAUUUUGAAUAGUACAAAAUAAUCUUACAAGUGAGAAAGAGGAAUGUGCUGAUGAUUAUUGAAUUAUUACCGAUUGAUAUUAAAUGUGGAAAUGUCAUUCACUUAUGUAAUAAAGAUAAAUCAAUAAUGUAUGCAUAUACGUAUUUGUUUCACAUGUAAUUAUAAAUGUAUCAUAUGAUAAUCAUCAUAAUUUCUGUAUAUAUAUUUAGAAGUUUCUAUUGUAAUUGUGUUUAGAUUUUUAAGCAUUCCCGUUGAUUUAUGCUUUCUUUUUAACAUGAGGGUUUUGUAAAUAUAAAGUUAAAUUGGUGAUAAUUUGAGUGUAGUAAGCCCUUGAUUUAAUUGACCCCAAUUUAACAAACUUUGAAAUAUGAGACAAAAUCUGGCGAGUUAGUUAAUUUUGAGACAGUGCACAAACUCUGUUGAUUACAGAGUUGUCCGUAAUUAUUCUGACCCAGCAAAACAUUCCCAUCCUUUUUUCACCACAAUCAUCAUUACUGGCCACCCGUACUUCCCUAUUAGUCCAUUAUUAAUGCAUUGUUGAUGUAACAGAUUGGUCAAGCACUGAUUUUCUAAGAUACUUUAACAAUAUUCUUUCUUUCUUUCAACAAACCGGCUGUAUCCCACCGAGGUAGGGUGGCCAAAAAGAAAAACAAAAGUUUCUCUUUUCAAAUUUAGUAAUUUAUACAGGAGAAGAGGUUACUAGCCCCUUGCUCCUGGUAUUUUAGUCGCCUCUUACAACAUGCAUGGCUUACGGAGGAAGAAUUCUGUUCCACUUCCCCAUGGAGAUAAGAGGAAAUAAACAAGAACAAGAACUAGAAAGAAAAUAGCAGAAAACCCAGAGGGGUGUGUGUAUAUAUAUGCCUGUACAUGUAUGUGUAGUGUGACCUAAAUGUAAGUAGAAGUAGCAAGACGUACCUGAAAUCUUGCAUGUUCGUGAGACAGAAAAAAAGACACCAGCAAUCCUACCAUCAUGUAAAACAAUUACAGGCUUUUGUUUUACACUCACUUGGCAGGAAGGUAGUACCUCCCUGGGCGGUUGCUGUCUACCAACCUAUUACCUAGAUUUAACAAUAUUGAUUAUAAAAUAUAAUAUGCACAUGUGUAACAUUAGAUCUGGCAAGCACUUUUAUUCCUAGUUUAGUUCUGAUAUUGUUUUAGUGUAUAACUGGAGGGGAUUUCGGGGGUUAAUGCCCCUGUGGCCCAAUCCAUGACCAGGCCUUGCGGGGGAUCAGGGCCUGAUCAACUAGACUGUUACUGCUGGCUGCACGUAAACUGAUGUAAGAGCCACAGCCCAGCUGGUCAGGUACUUACUUCAGGUGCCUGUCCAGCUCCUCCUUGAAGACAGCCAGGGGUCUAUUGUUAAUCAUGCUGAUGUAUGCUGGCAGGCUGUUAAACAGUCUUGGGCCUCUGUGUGGAUGAACUGUUGAUUGAUCUAGUCUCAUAAUUUUGCUCUGUAUUGUACUCAAGCAAAAUGACCCUAUGUAGUGUUUUCAGUGUAUGUAUUUCUUAACAUACUUUUCAUUAUUAUUAUGGAGAGUGCUAAACCUAUAGGGAUUAUACAGCACCUGAGGGGAGGGGGAUGGAAGGUAUUCAGGCUUAAUUUAGGAAAUUGGAAAACAGAUUCAAUUCCCUAGAUCAAGAGCCACUCACCAGGAUCAAGGAAUCUCCCUUGAUGGGACUAUUCAAUUCAAGCAUUGCUGUAUUUAUCAACUAAUAAUGAGAGCUUUGGAUAAUGAAGGGAUGACUCAGUGUAGCAAAGCAAGCUUUUAUUGGGACAUUUUGCUCUGUUGAGAGCCUUUUCAAACUCUAACAGAGUGACUCAUGUCUUUCCUUCACUACUGUCACCAGUAUAUCAUUUAGAGCAAAACAGUGUUUUGACAAUGAGGCAUUAAUUAAGCUACAGACUAACAUGAUGGAAACAUUACAUGCAGUAUAUUUUAAAAUGGAUAAUGGGUGAGGCAACACAAUAGUGUAAAAACUUUGUUUUUGCAUAAGUAUUACAUCAGUGAAAUUGCAAAAGGAGGCAACAAUUUACUGUAUGUCUAUAUUUUAUUGUAUUUGUGGUACCUUGAUGCUUCCUUUAUGGGUUUGCUAUCAUUAAUCUUUCAUGAAGCACUCUGUCAAAAUCCUCUUUGAAAACCAAGUUUGAAACCUCUUUGAAAACCCAUUUCCUUCCCUUAUGAUUUAUUUAGUUAUUUUUCUUUCAAUAAACUGGCUGUAUCCCACUGAGGCCUGGUUGCUUAAAAAGAAAAAUGAAAGUUUUUCUUUUUAAAUUUAGUAAUUUAUAUAGGAGAAGGGGUUACUAUCCCCUUGCUCUUGGCAUUUGAGUCACCUCUUUUGACAUGCAUGGAUUAUAAAGGAAGAAUUCUUUUUCACUUGCCCAUGGAGUUCUUGUGAUUUAUUCAACUACCAUAAUUCACUGCUUCAACUCCUGUAAUAUAGAGGAAUUUGUCACUUGACACCGAGAUGUUUAAUAUUUAGCAUAUUGUUAUUGUCUAGGAUUUCUGUCUGUAUUUGUGUCCAUAUCAGCAAUACAUUUGUCAUUUUCCAUUUGUGUACAACUUUAUAUUCUUGUAUUGAGAUUUCAAAAAUGUUCUAAAUUGGGUAGCUUAAUUUUGCUGAACACUUUUUUAAGACCCUAGGAUGAUGUCUUGUCUGAUAAUAUUUGCUGUUAAGAGGCUAGGAUGAUGUCUUGUCUGAUAAUAUUUGUGGUACUUUGAGUUUCAAACAGCUCCCAACUCGAACAAUUAUGUAACUAUUUUUGUAAGUGGUUUUGUAAGUGUAUUUUUGGGGGUCUGAAAUGGACUAAUCUAAUUUAUAUUAUUCCUUAUGGGAACAAAUUCAUUUGGUAUCGGCACUCGAACAGCCUUCUGGAACAAAUUAAGUUCAUAACUCGAGGUACCACUGUAUCUAUAAUAGUAAUAAUAAUAAUGUGUGAGUGAGGUGAAAGUGUUGAAUGAUGAUGAAAGUAUUUUCUUUUUGGGGAUUUUUUCUUUUUUGGGUCACCCUACCUCAGUGGGAGAUGGCCGACUUGUUAAAAAAAAAAAAAAAAACCUUUAUUUACUACAAGUACUGUACAUGUAUGUGGUAUACAGGCCUAGCUGACAUCAGUGACAUACUACUAUACAGAAAGUCCCUUGUUAUGCAGAGCAUUUCGGGCAAAUUAGGUCCUUGUCCCAGAAUGCGACCCACACCAGUCGACUAACUCCUAGGUACCCAUUUUACUGAUGGGUGAACAUAGACAACUGGUGUAAAGAAACACGCCCAAUGUUUAUACCUGCGCCGGGAAUCAAACGUAGACCCUCAUUAUGUGAAGCGAGAGCUUUAAUGAUCAGGCCAUGGGGCACUGUGGUAAACUAAUUAUAGUUUCUUUAUUCUUUUCAUCGUUAUUUUAAUUAGCUCUAUCUUAGCUAUGGGUGUUCAAGCUUUCUUUCAUUAAGGUCUUUUAUUUUUUAAUACACUGGUUUUUAAUAUUUAGUAUGUUUCACCUUUUUUGCUCAGAUUUAGCAAUUUUAUUGUCAGUUUUAAUUCUUUGCAAUUUGUCAUAAACCUCUAAUUUGUUUUUUUACUUAAAUAAGAAAUUUGGUUUUGUCUUACUUUUGCCUAUUGUUUCUGCUGCACAUUGUUCUUCACUCUAUACACUAUUGAUAAUGUAUUGUAUCUGUAUUCAGUUCUGGCCACAGUAACACUUUACUUACCAAUGAAAAUCAGAGUUAGACUCUCUCAGACUUUAUAGCUCAGUUUGCCUCCUUCUGCCUUCCAUAUCCCCCCCUUCACAUCCUUUUUCUGUACCAGUAGCCUAGCCCUUGUUCUCAAUAUGUAACUAUUCCUACAUAGAAUAAGAUAGUGGCACAUUGCAGAUGUAUCCAAUUUUGUUAGAUAAUAAAAAAUCUAUCCUAGUUUCUACUCUGCGAGAUGGAACCAGUCAGGAUAAGAUGAUCAGUUUUCAACCAGCUGUGCUGCAGUCUUCUCUCAGGGAAGGUACCUUGAUGCUGGUGAGUGGUCUUGAUCCAAGAAAGAGGCCUAUCCUUCUCCUUAGAUCGAAUGUUACUGUGGUACUGCAAGUGAGAGUUAUGAUGUUCCCAUCUUUGUAGGUUCAUUGUGCAUUUUGUAUUUCUGGUUAAUGUAGAAGAGUAUGACAUAAGUUAUGGUUGGAAGUUCAUUUUAGUUAUUGAUCUGUCCAUUACUUUUAGUAAAGUAAAACACUCAUUAACUGAUUAAUUGGGGAAAAAGGGUGUUUGAUAAUGCCAAAUUGUCUGCAACUUCUUAAUUAUGAAAAUAAUAUUUCAAGAUGAGCUGAUUGUCUUCUGAAGUAAUGGACUUGGCCUGCUAAUACAGAAGACAACCAGACACUAAAAAUAUGGGUAUUGUAACCUGUAGUAUUACAGUACAAUAAUGUUCUGUAUAAUAAUUUUAUAAUACUCUGUGUAAUUUACAGUAAUUUUACUUAUAUUUUUGUGGUGGAGAUGAGGUGUAAACUGCUGUGAUUGAUAGAGCUGUAAAGCUCUACCAGUGAAAAUAAUGUAGAUGGCUGACAUGUAGAAGGAUGAGAAGAUAUAGAUGGCUGAGAAGAUGUAAAUGAGUGAGAAGACAGAUUUCUGAGAAUCACACUGAGAACCAUACAUUUUCUCUUGGCACCACUACUUCUUUUAGAAGCCAAUGUUAAUUGCACUCUAUGUAAUACUGUAUGUUAAUAAAGUCACACAAAAUGCUCUAAAUCCAGGGAAAAUUUGAGACUGAAUGAAGAAUGUAUGCAUGAGUGAGUACAAACAAUAAAGUAGCAUGGGUGGCCUAUGACUCAGGGAACAAUGAAAACUGACAGGUAUUGGAUGUGUAUGUUAUGGCCGGUGCUGGACAAAUGUUGGAAUUGGUGGACUUGGCUUGACACUUCAGGAGAUAACCAGAUACUCUCAUUGCUAUGAAUAAAAUGUGGAAUUAUGGACUCUUGUACAUUUUGUCUGAUAAUUAGAGUGUUUAUCAGGCCAUUUUUUUUUUUGUCCAAAAUUGUUGAAAUCCAUUAAAGAAGGAUCUGUUUAUGAGAGGUUUUACGGUAUUUAAAAAUCACUGUCUGAUGUAAAGCAUAUUAACCUGUUCUGCAGUGUAUUAUUAUUAUUUGUGACAACUGACACCUUGUUGUCUAUGUAAUUAUGUAGUCACUUCAUUAUUCUCUGUCUACAGAAAUUAGCCUGAGCUAUAUUGGUGUGUUUAUAGUGGUCUAUUGUUUUUUGCCCAUUUUUUAUUUAUAGUGGUCUGUUAUUUAUCAGUUAUCAGUAUUAUUUUGAGUGAUUAUUAUGGUGCAUUUGUUGUAUGAAUUGGCUUUUGUGUUUUGAAAUAUUCAGCUCCUAUCUCUGAAUUAUUCUUGUUUGGAAUUUAUCUUGAAUUCUAGCUGUAGUUAUAUUUAUACAGAUUAUUAUAUAUU
This is a messenger RNA of Cherax quadricarinatus, 8143 nucleotides long. RefSeq names its product deformed epidermal autoregulatory factor 1-like. NCBI's taxonomy places the organism in Eukaryota, Metazoa, Arthropoda, Malacostraca, Decapoda, Parastacidae. Gene Ontology annotation, molecular function: DNA binding. The record is from RefSeq and is a predicted model, not a curated record.